UUUUUUAAUUUUGAACGCUUUGGGUUUCCAUUUUGGGGCCGUUUAUUGGCUCCCCAUUAUAGGGAGACCUAAAGCCGUUAAGAGCUUCAGCUGCCAGGUUGUGAGCCGCAGUCCUUGAUGAGGAAAGACAACGGCCGACAGAGGGGGUUUUACACACACACACACACACACACACACACGGGAGUUUCAUCUUGCAGCGGUGACGCACUGUGAGCUCACUUUGCCAGCUCAGUGUUACGUCUUCUUUACACACACACACACACACACACACACACACACACACACACACACACAGAGAGAGAGAGAAGGGGGAACCUCGCGUACCGGCCGGCUUUGUGGUUUUCAUCCAUCUUCUUUUAAAUUACACCUGCCAACUCGGUCCACUACAACCGAUGAUGCUCGUCUCUGAACACUGAUUUCAACUCCUUUUAUUCACCAAACCGCCUCCAAACCGAAGGAUUUGACAGCGCAAGUGCUGAGAGAGGUCGAAAGAGUUGAAGUCAAAAAAAAAGUAUCAUAUGAACAUAGUAGAAUACAUUGAAGAAGAUGAGGAACCACCUUUAUUGCUCAGCUCUCGUCCUUCUCACGGUGUUCGGCUGUGGUGGGACUGCAGCAGUGCAGUGUCGGCGGGGGGAAGGAUGUGUGUGUCUGCACUGCCCUGCUGGCCAGGAGCCUUCCAAGGCUUGUGGGCAGAUCCAAAGGCCAACAGAGGAAGUGCUAUGUCAGUUGUGCCCAUCUGGAAGCUUUUCAGACACACUGGACUCUGAGCUUUGCCGCCCACGUGCAUCCUGCAAGAUCCUCGGCCGUAAGGUUGCAACCCCUGGCACUGGGACCUCCGAUGCUGUCUGUGGGGACUGCCUGCCUGGGUUUCACUCCACUGCCACAGGGGAAGUUUCCACCCAAAGUCUGUGUGUGAAAACAGCUCUGCGUGUCCGAGCGGUGCGUACAGUGGGUAAAGGUCCAUCGAGCGGUGCAGGGGGGCCGGUCAAUGGCACAGUGGUACGAAGCGCUGAGGAGAAGACGGCAGAGUACGCCGUGUUCGCUUUGGUGCCCAUCUUCUGCGUAAUGGGCCUGUUGGGUAUCCUCAUCUGCAACAUCCUGAAGAAGAAGGGAUACCGCUGCAGUGCUGACAAAGAGGGAGGAAAUGAAGAAAUUGCCACACCGCAGAAAGAAGGUAACAACUGUCCCUACAUAUCUGACGAUCUGAAUGAAGACACCAUCAGUAUUCUGGUUCGCCUCAUCACUGAGAAGAAAGAAAAUGCUGCUGCACUGGAGGAAUUGCUGCUGGAGUACGAGAGCAAACAGAUGGCCAUGAGGAAAGCCUCGUCAAUCAAGUUCCCGAUGCUGUCUCCUCUGUCCCCUUUCCGCUCCCUCCCCAGGCUGUGCCCCCAUCAGUCCCACCUCCACACCAUCUCUGGCCUCUCCGGCCUGGCACCCAAACACGGCUACCGCUGCACCCGCUGCGCUCAGAAGAAAUGGCCCCCUGUCCUCAUACCUCCCCUGGAUUCUCUCAGAGAUCCCCUGAAGGCUCCCCAGAGCCUGAUCCUGCCCUUACUGGACAGAGCCAACGACCAGCAGAAGAGGCCCCUGCUGGGGGGUUUGUUUGUCGACACCCACCACACACAAGCUGUUGUGCCAAAUACUGUAGAGAAGGAGGGAGAGCUGACAGUGUUAUCUGUGGGGAGGUUUCAAGUGGCUCAGAUCCCCGAGCAGAAGCCUGUCACGGUGGAAACCAAGACAUCAUCCCAGGAGCAACGCAACUCCCUGUUUGGAGGGAAACCGUUCUGCUCGUCUUCCUCAUCUGGCAUCAGGAGGUGAAGAGACAGAGAGACGGUGUAUUAUACCGCUACCUUGCUGAAUACGACCUCAUCAUUCACUGACAACUUGACAGCUGGCAAGGAGGGAGUUUCUCGACCAUGAAACCACAAGGACCACCUCGUGCUGGAGGAAGUUGUUUCUAUUCGCGCAAAGAGAGGAAUAUAACUGUAUUUAUUAUCACAUAAAAACGAUAUUGUACUUUACAGAUGUAACAUCGUAGAAGUUCCACUCCAAUCACAGCUGCUUCACUGUCACAGAGAAAGUAAAGAGUAUAGCUUUGUGAUAAAAGAUUGUCAACGUCUGACAGAGGGAGGCAGAAAGCCCCUAUAUUUGUGCUUCCAUGUAAAAAAAAUACAGACACAGGGGUAAAACACACAUAGGUGAACACAUACUCAAAUAACUAAAACUGCUCAAUCAGCAGUGAGACUGAAACAAAAUGAGGAAAUGUCAAACCAAGUUGUGAUCAAGUGCCAUAUGAACUAAGAGUAUCAAAGAUUUCCUUACCAGACAGAGCAAAGCUGGUGUGGCUGAAAUAAUAAUAACCUAUAUGAUUAUGGCCAUAAGACACUUAAUUAAAGUACAGCACUACUACAGUAAGUAUUAGAAGCACAAAAUGUUAUAACAUUCCAUAUCAUUUUGUUGUUAUAAAUAUCUUUUUAUUUGAAGUUAUCCAGCAUCACGUUUCUUCUCACAUUCGCAGGUGAGUCGAGGUUUUAGACCGUGAAUAUGUUGAAUGUAGUCUUAACAGUUCAGUGAACCUUUUGAGAGUGUGAGAAACAUUCACUCAGCGAUGUGCACCUAUCCACAGUCAGCAUUAAUAAUAAUAUUUGCAACCUUUAAGCUAUUAGACUAUAGGUCCAAGAAGGUUGAGAUGCGUUCCCAAAACUGUAUCACAACAUAUUUUGUACAACACUGCAUCCCAAUGGCAGUUAAAGGCUGCAACUGUCGUUUGGGUCCUGGCGUGAAGAAGUUCGAUGGGUAGAUAUCACUUUUGUAGAAUAGACCAUGUAAAUGAAUGUACAUAUGUAAAUAUGGGUGGGUAUAGAAAAACGGUUCUGGCUUUUAUAAUUUUAGCAUACAGUUUGUGUGAGGUGAAAGACAACAGCACUGCACCAAUAAGUGACACUUGUAGUCCAUCAAUAAAAACAAAAACCUAAACUCCAUCAUGAAUAUAAGCGGAUUCUGGUUAAACAUCUGUGUCUUGUUUAUAAACCUAAACACACACACGCAGUACACAUAUCCAGACUCCAGUUAUGUAAUCUCCAUAACUGUAAGGAGCCACUCCCACAUACACACACACGCACAUUUUUAGUUUUUACAGUUUAAUUAAAUAAACCAGUGGCUGCAGUAGACUAGUGGCUGGGAUGCCUCAAAGUCAUGCAGCUCACUUGGCUUCAGUUUACAUCCUCAUGGGUUUUAAAGAGUUUACUAUAAUUAUCCACUCAUAUUCAUAUUUCUUAUUAUGUUUCUUCUCAUGAAUUCUACAUGUCUGGAGGAUUUAUUGGUUGCAGCAGUUACACAUUUUUAUUUUAUCUGUUUUUAUUACUAUUAGGAUUAUUAUUAAAUGUUUUCAAGCUGAAGUGUUGCUGGUAGG
Molecule: messenger RNA, 3412 nt
Organism: Anarrhichthys ocellatus (wolf-eel)
Lineage: Eukaryota; Metazoa; Chordata; Actinopteri; Perciformes; Anarhichadidae
Gene: relt
Product: RELT TNF receptor
Exons: 12
Coding region: 547-1818 (423 amino acids)
Biological process (GO): apoptotic process
Source: RefSeq, a predicted model, not a curated record